Molecule: messenger RNA, 2611 nt
Organism: Magallana angulata
Lineage: Eukaryota; Metazoa; Mollusca; Bivalvia; Ostreida; Ostreidae
Product: TWiK family of potassium channels protein 7-like
Exons: 3
Coding region: 817-2265 (482 amino acids)
Biological process (GO): stabilization of membrane potential; potassium ion transmembrane transport
Cellular component (GO): membrane
Molecular function (GO): potassium ion leak channel activity
Source: RefSeq, a predicted model, not a curated record
AGCACCGAGCGUCGUGAACGCGGAAGCGCAUUCUUGGCAGGAUCUAAGAGCGCCUGGUAUGCAACUGUUUAUUGGAUGCGCACAGAGAUCUCUUGAAAGUUUUUUUUAUAUUAUUAAUAAGCUAUUGAUUUAAUGCAAUUAUAUGGUGAAGAACUUUAUAUAUGUGUAUAGACCAUUUUGAAAAACCUCGACUUCAAGCUGUGGCAUUGAAAAAUCGUUCUGAUAUCUAUCUGAGGGGCUCGGGGAUAUGCAGGCACAUGCUUGUGAACAUCCAUCAGUGUAUUUACCACGCUCAGCACCAUCAGUCCAUUUCAACGAUAAAAACUUUUUAACUUCUACUAAAGCUCAAGGCAAUCUUCUGCUUUAACUUACUCAUAAAUCAGUUGGCUUAAUUGGCGGUGCUAUUUAAGCGCGCAUCCCAUGUCAUGAGCGGGUUAAAGUUCCUUGCUCCAUUCUUCAGUGUCGGAGGGAAUUAAAGAUUACUCUUCAAGAAGUAGUGGUCGAGGCGGCGAGGAUCUGAAACUAUCGGAACGACCCGUACAGUCAGUUAUUGGAGGUUUAUUGAAAUAGUUUUCAUUACUGGUAUAUUUACCGAGUACUGGGCCACCAUCGAUCAUCCGAGGUACGGAAUUCAAAUAAAGUAGUUGUCACAAUUACAAUAAAUGGUUAAUUGGAAUUGAAAAUGAAAGGUUCUACUGAUGUCUGAACAGCGUUACACUCGGAGCAUGCGGAGAUUAGGGUCCCAGGAAGUGGCUUGUGUAUAGUUUGAGUUUAGUGUAUCGACGAGAUUUUUGGUGUGGCCCCGCAGUGGGAAGUAUGGCGGGAACCAGCGAUGAGAACGAGCGAAGACUGUCAGCGGACGAAGAGGAAGAGAAAGAAGUGGGAGAGGAGGAGGAUGACAACUCAGACGACAUUGUCGAUGACGUCGAAUCAGUGAAAUUCAACAAUGGUGGGAGAUAUUCUAUUGGCGGGGAAGCCGAAAUAAUUCUGGUGGGUGAUCAUGAUGAAAAGACGAACAAUGAAGAAAAAACUGAGAGACGUCGUCGCCCCUCUUGUCAUUGUUGUCUGUUUUGCUAUAACUGUUGCAGAUGUAAGAAAGGAAAAGAUGGUAACGAUAAAAGUAAAAAGUCGAAGAAUGACAAGAAAGUUAAAAAACAGCCUUCACAAGUCCGAAAUAUGUCUAAAAGCCAGCGGCGGAAGGAAUUGUGCUGGAUGUGUUGCAAGAAGUUCACGGCUUUCCUCUUCUCCCACAUCGGACUCUGUGGACUUGUGAUCGCCUAUUCCAUUAUGGGUGGCUUCAUUUUCAUGUCUCUGGAAUCAAGUCAGGAAAUGCUGGAACGAAAGAGUGUGGAUCUCUCUCGAAAACUGCAGCUGGAAAGAAUGUGGAACAUUACCGUGGACACUCUAAUUCUUGGAAAGCAAAACUGGACUUACGAAAUGGAGCGGGUUUUGAAAGAGUUCCAGACAGAGAUUUAUGAGGCGACCAAACUGAGGGGUUGGGACGGGCAAAGCGACACUGCUGAGGCUCAGUGGUCAUUCCCCAAUUCCCUUCUGUAUUCCAUCACCGUCAUUACCACAAUAGGAUAUGGUCACAUCGCCCCGAAGACCGACCAAGGAAAAUUUGUAACGAUAGUCUACGCUCUGGUGGGAAUUCCAAUAACACUGCUGUGUCUGACAAAUCUCGGGGGUUUUCUCGGAGACUGUUUCCGGUGGUUUUACAAACACGUCUGCCUGUUGACGAUAUGGCUGUGUUGUCCGUCACAGGCAAAAUGGACGUCGGAAAGAAAGCGCAUGAGCCGAACUUUGACCAAAGGUUCUCACCUUCCCCAAACACUACCAAAAAAGGGAAAAAAUGACGAGAGUUUGGAGAAAGGAGAGCUGACAGGAAGCCAUGAGGACAUAACAAUGGCUAUGAACGCCAAACUUCCCAAAGAACAAGUGCGUGUUCCGAUUUUUGUCAGUUUAAUGCUGAUCGCACUGUAUAUUUUCGGAGGCGCCAUUUUGUUCUCGGAAUGGGAGAAUUGGCCAUGGUUGGAUGGCGCCUAUUUCUGCUUUAUUACACUCAGUACGAUUGGGUUCGGAGAUCUGGUUCCCGGAAUGAGGUCCGAUUCCGUGGCAAAUCAAGAAAAACUUAUCCUAUGCUCAUUUUACUUGAUCUUUGGACUUGCUAUAAUCGCCAUGUGUUUUGACUUGAUGCAGGAGGAGGUACGAGCCAAAUUCAGGUGGUUAGGUCAAAAACUUGGUCUGAUCGAAUCCAAAAAGUAAUUCCAAAUAUACACGAACAUGUACUUGAAUUUUAUAGAUAUUAGUUCAUCAAAUAUCGAUUUGUCGUUUUACUAUCACUGUGUCUGACAAUAAUCAUCAACACUUUAGAAAUAAGAUAUUUUUUUUCGACUGUGCACAUUAUUUAAUGAAUGUUAUUGUCACUGGCACUUGGUAUAUCUCAGAAAAGAAGAGAGGUCAUGAACUUUUACAAUCAUUUCUAUGAUAUUGUAAUAUCACUGCACAAUUACCACUACAUAUAUUUAUUUAUCAUAAUAGUUGUACCUAUUGCCUCACUGAUAAAAAAGAUCACAUGUUUUAUCCAAUGUUCAAUAAAUUCCAACAUAGA